Didymodactylos carnosus is the source of this 1435-nucleotide messenger RNA. NCBI's taxonomy places the organism in Eukaryota, Metazoa, Rotifera, Eurotatoria, Philodinida, Philodinidae. The record is from the annotation of a GenBank genome assembly.
AUGGCUCUAUUCAGACUUUCUCAACCAAUAAAAUUUCAUUUAAAAUCACCACCAGUAUGUGCAGCUGAAAUUUAUGCUGAAAUUGAUCAAAAACAACGUACAGGAAUUCGAUGCUCAGUGGCAGAGUUCGCACAUUUCAUAAAAUCAAAAGUUCCACAAGUAUUACAGAAGAAAAACGUUCGUGAUGGGUCGGUUCAAUGUCUACUUACAUAUCAGGACGAAACAGAAGUCAAAUGGACACAAACCGGUUCGGAUGUUUCCGGUAUUUUUCGAUUAUCUCCAACAGUCUCUGGUUUGAAGAAAGCUAUGGAAGAUUUUGAAACAGGUGAAAUACAGCAAUAUGAUGACAAGGAACAUGUCAUUACGGUUGCAGCUGUAUUAAAACAAUAUCUACAUAACAGGCCACCGUUAGUGCCAGUGCGAUUAUAUAAUCAGUUGCUUACAAUCCAAAACGGACAGACGGGGUCGGGACAAAAAAAACUUAUGGGCUUGGGGCAAGAAAAUAAUUUCACGGGCUCAGGCUUAUGGGGUCGGGACAUGUUGCAGAAAAAUGUUGUCCUGUAAGUUUUGUCUUUUGGUUGUAAUUAUACUGCAACUUCAAAUGACCCAGAAUAAAUGGCCUUCCUCAUAGUUUGCUUAUAAUUUUUUUCUUUUCAAUCCUUAGAUCUGGUCGUUCAUCCAAAAGAUACGCCGUCAAAUUCUCUACAAAACUUGAUUAAACUUAUUUCUAUAAAAAGUUGAGAAGAAAAAUGAAACGAAAAAUAUUCAACAUGACGAAAGGACCAACUUUCUAAGCUAUUUUGUUUUACAAAUUUUGGAAUAUUUUAAACAAGACUAAAGACAAUGAAACAAAACUGAAGAUAUUUUUGAGUACUUUAAAGUACGCUCUUUCUCCUUAUGCAGUUCACAGUUCGUUCAAAUCUAAGUUAGCACUGAAAAAUCUGACAUUCCAAAAUUCACCUCAAGAUGACCAAAAUCUGCUAUUGCUCGGCAGGUGAAUUUAUGAAGAAAGCUUUAAGGUAACUUUCGUAGCUGAGUCUAGCACAAGUAUCAUUUCUCAUCAAAAUUAAAAAAGACCGAGCUAAAAAGGUGCUAUUUUGGUGCUAGAUUGAUUUUGCAUUGUGCAUGGAUUACUGGUUGAUAGAGGUUUUCAAUGGCUACAAAAUGCGUGUAUUCUCUUCUUUUCAUCAUCCAACUCAAUGAAAGUGGUGAAACAAAACGUUAUUUCAGCUUAGAAAGUUGGUCCUUUUCAUCGUAUUGAGUAUUCUUCAUUUCAUUUUUCUCCUUAACUUGUUAUAGAAAUAAAUUUGAUCACGUCUUGUAGAGAAUUCGAUGGUGCAUCUUUUGGAAAAACAAUUGAAAAGAAAAGAAAUUAUAUGUAAAAUAUGAGGAGGGCCAUUUGUUCUGGGCCAGCCAGUACUAUCACGUGAAAACC